Sinocyclocheilus grahami is the source of this 1047-nucleotide messenger RNA. It is a transcript of the gene tpk2, whose product is annotated as thiamin pyrophosphokinase 2. Gene Ontology annotation, molecular function: 8-oxo-dGDP phosphatase activity. Lineage: Eukaryota; Metazoa; Chordata; Actinopteri; Cypriniformes; Cyprinidae. The record is from RefSeq and is a predicted model, not a curated record. The coding region runs from base 163 to 909 and encodes 248 amino acids. The transcript is spliced from 6 exons.
UCAAGAGCUCGUCGUAGAGCUUCAACCAAUCAGCGCGCAGAUCAGCUGAACCUGCGAACCAAUCAGCGCUCACAUCAACAGGAACUGCAACAAUGGAGGCGAGCAUGAAGCCCGUGGGUGUAUGACAGCAUGUCAACAGCAAAUCCCCCAAAAUCAUAAUGCAUGCUUUCUGAACGGACAAUUAACUGUUCCACGUGUGAAAUCGACAAAAUGGCUUCGUGGUCGGAGAAAAUGCUACAACUCCUGCGUCGAAUGAAUAACUUUCAUUUACCAGGUUCUAGUUUGGAGAGCUGUCUACGUUUUGAGGUGGCUGGAGAACAGGUUGGAUGGCUUUACCCAAAAGUAGCAUCAAUUCUUGGUCGUUUUCCUGCUGUCUUCAGACCAUACGGGAGCACUAUAACCUUCAGCUCCGGUCUUGACACUUUUGAGAGCAGAUCAGUGGCUGUGGAUGAGGUCUUGCAGGAGCUGAGGAGAGAGGCAACAUUCACCUGUCUCAUAGGCUGGAGAGAUGAGGCGGCUGGAGGACUGGCAGCAAGCUGUAGUGUAAGGCAUACCAUGGUAAAAGAGUGUGAAGAGGAGGCCUGCAUCCCUCAGGGCCUGGCAGAGCAAGCACGUCCUGUGGGAACUGUGAGCUACACCUACGAAGAUGACGAAGGAAUAUUUCCUGAGUGUCAGUUUGUCUUUGAUUUAGAACUGCCUCUCAAUUUUCAGCCUCACAUUGGAGACGGAGAAGUGCAAGCGUUUUACUACUAUCCAAUAGAGAAGGUGAAAGAUCUCUUGGUCAGUGAGGAGUUUAAGCCAAACUGUGCCAUGGUGGUUCUGGACUUCCUCAUCAGACAUGCCAUCAUUGAGCCAGACUCAGAGCCCUAUUAUCACGAAUUUGUGGCUGGAUUGCACAGAUCACUGUAAAAACUGACUGACGGUGUUAAGACUUGUGUCAACCUGCAACAGUUUGGUAUUUUAGUUAUCUACCUCCGCUUUUAAAGGGCAAGUUCACCCAAAAAUGAAAAUUAGGCUGUGUUUUACUCACCCCUGAGGCAUCCUAGG